AUGGAACUUGAUCUUAAGCUCAGUCAAAGCACUGAAUGUCCAAUUUGUUUGGACAUGCUAUAUGCCCCAGUCUCCACUCAAUGUGGGCAUAAUUUUUGCAUGACCUGCCUUGAAGAAGUUGUUCGAAAUCGAUUUUAUCAUGCGAAAUGCCCAAUCUGUCGAUCAAUCCUCCCAGCCUCAGGUUACAGAGUAAACCACCUGCUUGAAAAUUUCCUAUCAAUGCUUUUUCCCAAAGAAUACCAAUUAAGAAGCCAAAGCAGCAAUAACCAAGCAGCUCUUAACUUACGCUACAGAAUGAGAAUAAAGCACGGCAUCAAACUAGUAAUAAUAGUCUGCAUUGGAAUUGCAGCAGGAUGGUACGCAAGAAGAGCGCUGCCUGAGCUAAAGCUUAGGGCUAUUCUCAGACUUCUUUCCAAACUGCUUUCAUUUAUUUUCACAAUCAUCUGUGGGCAUUACUCAGGGUUUGGCCAAAUGCUCAUUUCAAACUUUGUUACAACACUAUUCAGAUCAAGCAUCGUCUGGUAA
Molecule: messenger RNA, 525 nt
Organism: Blepharisma stoltei
Lineage: Eukaryota; Ciliophora; Heterotrichea; Heterotrichida; Blepharismidae
Source: the annotation of a GenBank genome assembly